Messenger RNA from Acomys russatus (golden spiny mouse), 1074 nucleotides. It is a transcript of the gene Pigc, whose product is annotated as phosphatidylinositol glycan anchor biosynthesis class C. Gene Ontology annotation, biological process: GPI anchor biosynthetic process. The transcript has a single exon. Gene Ontology annotation, cellular component: glycosylphosphatidylinositol-N-acetylglucosaminyltransferase (GPI-GnT) complex; membrane. Lineage: Eukaryota; Metazoa; Chordata; Mammalia; Rodentia; Muridae. The coding region runs from base 28 to 921 and encodes 297 amino acids. The record is from RefSeq and is a predicted model, not a curated record.
GCCUGGAUUUGCGGAAGGGAUGAGAUAAUGUGUGCUCAACGUGCAACCGACGCCACCAAAGUCAAGUGGCAGAAGGUUUUAUAUGAGCGGCAGCCCUUCCCUGAUAAUUAUGUUGACCAACGGUUCCUGGAAGAGCUGCGGAAAAACAUCUAUGCCCGCAAAUACCAAUACUGGGCAGUGGUGUUUGAGUCCAGCGUGGUGGUACAGCAACUGUGCAGUGUCUGUGUUUUUGUGGUGAUCUGGUGGUACAUGGAUGAGGGUCUUCUGGCUCCCCAGUGGCUUUUUGGGACUGGACUGGCAUCUUCAUUGAUCGGAUAUGUUUUAUUUGAUCUCAUUGAUGGAGGUGAGGGGCGGAAGAAGAGUGGGCGGACCCGGUGGGCUGACCUGAAGAGCACUCUGGUCUUCAUUACUUUUACUUAUGGCUUUUCACCAGUGCUGAAGACCCUGACAGAGUCUGUCAGUACUGACACCAUCUACGCCAUGUCAGUUUUUAUGCUGUUAGGCCAUCUCAUCUUCUUUGAUUACGGUGCCAACGCUGCUAUUGUAUCUAGCACACUGUCCUUGAACAUGGCCAUCUUUGCUUCUGUUUGCCUGGCCUCGCGUCUCCCCCGGUCACUGCAUGCCUUCAUUAUGGUGACAUUUGCCAUCCAGAUUUUUGCACUGUGGCCCAUGCUACAGAAGAAACUGAAGGCAUAUACCCCACGAAGCUAUGUAGGAGUCACUCUCCUUUUUGCAUUUUCAGCUUUUGGAGGUCUUCUGUCCAUUAGUGGUGUGGGGGCCAUACUCUUUGCCCUCCUUCUGAUUUCCAUAUCAUGUCUCUGCCCUUACUACCUCAUUCGCCUGCAGCUUUUUAAGGAAAAUAUUCAUGGGCCUUGGGAUGAAGCUGAGAUUAAGGAAGACUUGUCUAGGUUCCUCAGAUAAGCUAGGGAACCUUCAUCUCAUUAUUAAGACAAGCUGAAAGACUUAGAGCCUAACCGGUAUAACAUUAAAGGCAGAGUUCCACUCUUGAAGCAGCAGGCUGAUCUGUGUGGUAGAGCAGAGCAUUUAACCAAGGGCUGUCGGGUCUUCAGUUUU